AUGAAGAAAAAUAUAGGAGGAUCAAAUCUCACAAUCAUGGUGGGAUUCAUUCUUUUGGGAUUUUCUGAUCUUCCUAGGCUUGAGGGUUUUCUUUUUGUGCUAUUCUUGAUCAUCUACAUGAGUGUCCUAAUAGGAAAUGGCCUUAUUAUUUUCAUCACCAGGACUGAUCCUACUCUCCAAACACCUAUGUAUUUUUUCAUUGUAAACUUUUCCUUCUUAGAAAUCUGUUACACAUCAGUAAUUUUACCAAGACUGCUGACAAACCUUUGGAGCCAGAGAAGAAAUAUUUCUUUCCUUGCUUGUGCUAUACAACUUACUUCCUUUCUUAUUAUGGGAGCCACUGAGUGUUUCCUACUAGCUGUAAUGGCCUAUGAUCGUUAUGUGGCCAUCUGUAAGCCACUCUCCUAUCCUGUUAUCAUGAAUCACAAUACAUGUAUCAAGCUGGUGGUUGGCUCCUGGAUUGGUGGGAUUCCACUCCAGAUAGGACAGACAUACCAGAUUUUCUCUUUGCGCUUGUGUGGUUCUAACAAACUUAAUCACAUAUUCUGCGACAUCCCACCAUUGCUAAAAUUGGCAUGUGGAGACAGUUCUGUGAAUGAGUUUUCUGUCUAUGCUGAUGUCCUGAUCUUAGCCAUGAUUCCCUUUCUAUUGAUACUAUGGUCAUACAGCAAAAUCAUUAACACAGUCCUAAAGAUGUCAUCAGCCACUGGAAGAUCCAAAGCAUUUUCUACUUGCUCCUCUCACCUCAUUGUUGUAGGCUUAUUCUUUGGGUCAGCUAUCAUAACAUAUUUGCGACCCAAAUCCAUUCAUUCAGCGGAAGCAGACAAAAUUCUCUCUCUUUUCUACACAAUCGUGACUCCCAUCUUUAACCCCAUGAUAUACAGUCUGAGAAACAAAGACGUCAUUGUUGCACUAAAGAAAUUAUUACCAAAGUGA
This is a messenger RNA of Vombatus ursinus (common wombat), 936 nucleotides long. Its product is annotated as olfactory receptor 10AG1-like. Gene Ontology annotation, molecular function: G protein-coupled receptor activity; olfactory receptor activity. Gene Ontology annotation, cellular component: membrane. Lineage: Eukaryota; Metazoa; Chordata; Mammalia; Diprotodontia; Vombatidae. The transcript has a single exon. Gene Ontology annotation, biological process: G protein-coupled receptor signaling pathway. Bases 1 to 936 code for a protein of 311 amino acids. The record is from RefSeq and is a predicted model, not a curated record.